CCUCUCUCUCUCUCUCCCUCCUCCAGGCAUCAUCAACCGCGGAGAUUCGUUCAGGCGACGCCGAUCCCGCAGCAACAGCAUCCAGCCCCCCAUGGAAGGCCCCAUCAGCGGGACCCCCCCAGGCGUGCCCUCCUCCCUUGACCUGGCCACGCCCCCCGAAACACCUGAUCACAGUGCCAACACGCCGAACCUCCAGCAGGUUGGCACCCCCGACAGCGAGCCGGGUGCCGAGUCGACCAUCUAUCGCGUGGCCAUCGUGGGUGCCACAGGCGUAGGCAAGACGGCACUCAUUCACCAGUUCCGAACCUCUGAGUGUAUAAACGCCUAUGACUGUAAUCCGAGUGAGUAUGAUCCAGCCAGUCAAAUACCCUCCGACGAAUCCGAACAGGUGGUGUCUAUCAUGCUAAACAACAUCGAGUCGGAAAUUGUCUUCGUAAACGUGGCAACACCGAAGGAUUUGCAGAACGAGGUGUCUCGGAAAUCGCCCCCCGAUGGCUGGCUCGUCAUGUACAGCAUCACAGACAAAGCCUCGUUCCAGCGGGCGGGGGAGGAGCUGGCCAAACUCCACAGCCUCUCGCUCCUCCGAGGACGAGCGGUCAUCCUCGCGGCUAACAAGUGCGAGCUGGUCCGUUCGAGAGCUGUCACUGUGGAUGAUGGGCGCGACCUCGCCUGCAGCUACGGAGGCAAGUUCAUGGAGAUCAGCGUUGGCAUGAACCACAAGUGUGAUGACCUCCUGGUGGGCAUUCUCAAUCAGCUGCGUCUGAAGGGGGAGGUCGAGGUCACCAAUGAGGAGGAGGCACCCAAGGAGAAAAGCUGGACCAGGAACCGCAGUUUGAUGAGAGCCUCCAUGAAGGCCAAACGGGUUAUUAACAGGAUUAUGGGGAAGACGGAAACCAAAUACAAGAAUUGCGAGGACUUCCAGAGCUAGGGUUGUGGCAGAGUUCAUUUUAGAUACUUUUUGGCUCUAUCAAAGAGCCGGACGGAUUAUUUCAUACUUCAGGAGGAUCCAAAGAGUGACCACAUUACUGGGGAAGCUACUCAUCACCAGAGCCACUAGAGCCACCUGAACACUGUAAUGUGAACAUCAUUAUCUACUUUGAAGACCUGUUCAGAUUUUUUUUUUAUGUAAUGAAAAAAAAAAGAAAGGAAAGAUUUUUUUCUCAUUCAUGACUUCUUUUGUGGAUAUAUUCAAAAGAAAGAAACAAGAAUGGAGGAACGUGUUCUCGUUCACGACUUCUUUUAUGCAUCUUUUCAGAAGGAAAAUGAAAGAUUUUGUUCAUAUUCAUAUAGCUUUUUUUGUUCACUAUUAUAUCUCAUUCUGGAUUUCUGUAAAAGAGUUGUUAAGUUCUGUUAGUUCAACUGCAGGUACUGUUCAUUACAUUCAGAGUCAUGUAAUAUCAAAAUGAAUGGGCUUUACACUGGAAAGAAAAAUCUUUGUGCCUAAAAAAAUAUUUGCAAAGGAAUACAUAUACAUUAAUGCAUAUCAUUAUUCACUAAUUGCCAGCAAUUCAAAUAGUUCAGCAUAUUGCUAUAAAGAUUAGGUUGAUAAAGCACAUAACCACUAUUAUUUCAAACUUCAAUAAAGGAUAUAGUCACUCCAUAUUCUAGUUACUGAACUAAUAAACAGGAUACCAGGGCUUGCUAAUUUUGUGCAGCAUAUAUGAAUCUGAAAGGAAGUGAGAACCUACGUCUUCUGGUCUCGAUAAAUAUAACUUUACUAUUGAAGCGUACAUGCUGAUUAUUUAUCGUUACUUCUAACUGCGUACUGAGUAGAGUAAUCAUAGUGAAGAUCUUUGUGCCUCAGAGUUGUUUUAAUCAGUUACAUUUUGAAUAUAUAUAAUUCACAAUACAACGCAAGUUACGUGAAAGCAGUAAACAUAUCGGUAUGUUAUUAUUAGUAUGAUUAUUAUCAUUAUUUUAAUAGUGGCAGCAUAAUGCUAUGAAUAGCAAAGAUACAAUGAAAUAACUGAAAACCUAAUAAUUCUGGAAAGGCCUUGUAUCAGUUUCCAGAUAAAAAAUAAUCAGAAGAAUAAUUCUGAUUUCAGUUGGACAUCAAAGCAAUUGGUGUUCCAGGUAUAUUUACACUAAUAACAAAGAUCAUCAACUUGUGUCAGGUGUAUCAGAGUGGGAACAUAAAAUGUGUGCUUGUCUGUAGGUCAGUUUAAAUUUGUAUACAUA
Molecule: messenger RNA, 2178 nt
Organism: Penaeus monodon (black tiger shrimp)
Lineage: Eukaryota; Metazoa; Arthropoda; Malacostraca; Decapoda; Penaeidae
Product: GTP-binding protein GEM-like
Exons: 7
Coding region: 92-928 (278 amino acids)
Cellular component (GO): plasma membrane
Molecular function (GO): GTP binding; GTPase activity; calcium channel regulator activity
Source: RefSeq, a predicted model, not a curated record